CGAUGUUUGAUGCACGUUAGACGAAAUCUCACGGAUGCGUCAAGCAGGCCACGUCGCCUCCGCGCCUCUAGCUCACACACACAGUUGAUUGUAUUCUACAUCCUACGUACUUGCUGCGUUAAACGCUGGUGAAUCGUAUCGAGAGGCCCUCGCCGAGGGGUGAACGGACAGUUCCGUGCAUGUGAGAAUCGGCUUCGGCUGUACAUCGAAGCUACGUCAACCACUACGGGGUUGUGGAUCAUGAGGCCCGCGAAAACCUGGGCCACCCUGGCAGCGACCGUGCUCGCCACGGCCCUGCUCCUGCAGCCUAUCUACGCCGAGGCACCAAUCUCGGGUAGCUACUUACCACCAUCAACAAGUUAUGGGACGCCGAACAUAGGAGGCAGUGGCCCAUCCUCGACCUAUGGUGCACCGUCCACCGGUGGUGGUGGUGGUCGUCCAUCUUCAAGCUAUGGUGCACCACCAUCCAGUAACUACGGUGCACCACCAUCCAGUAGCUACGGUGCACCACCAUCCAGUAACUACGGUGCUCCGCCAUCGAGUAGCUACGGUGCUCCACCAUCGAGUAGUUACGGCGCUCCAUCUGGUGGAAGGCCAUCCAGCAGCUACGGAGCACCAUCGAACGGUGGUGGCAGACCAUCAUCGAGCUACGGUGCACCAUCGGGUGGCGGUGGAAGACCAUCCAGCAGUUACGGCGCACCUGGAGGCGGCGGUGGCUUCGGCGGUGGUGGAAUCUCGUCAAGUUACGGUGCACCAUCACGCGGAUCAUCGAUAUCAGCUAGCUACUCAGCACCAAUUUCCGGAGGUGGUGGUAUCUCCACUAGUUACGGCGCACCAACCGGAGGCGGCGGUGGUGGUGGAUACUCGAGACCAUCAUCGACUUACGGUACACCUAGCACCGGUGGUGGCAGUUUCGGAGGUUCCGGUGGAUAUUCUGGAGGCGGAGGUGGAUACUCUGGAGGCGGUGGUGGCUACUCUGGAGGCGGCGGUGGUUACUCGGGGGGCGGUGGCUACUCUGGAGGUGGAAACGGUGGAUACUCAGGCGGCGGUAGCGGCGGGGGCGGAUACUCGGGCGGUGGUGGCGGCUAUUCCGGCGGCGGUGGAAACGGUGGCUACUCCGGCGGUGGUGGAGGCUACUCCGGCGGCGGCGGCGGCGGUGGUGGCUACUCUGGAGGCGGCGGAGGUGGUUACUCUGGAGGCGGUGGUGGCUACUCUGGAGGAGGCGGAGGUGGUUACUCUGGAGGAGGUGGUGGUUAUUCCGGAGGUAACGGCGGCGGUGGUGGCUACUCGGGCGGCGGCGGCGGUGGCGGUGGCUACUCCGGAGGCGGUGGAGGCGGUCAGAGCUACGCUAGCAACGGAGGUUACCAAUAUUAAUCGUAAAAAGUCUUCAUCUCGCGCGACGACGACCUUCGACCAUGUUUCACCAUCGAUCAUCGACCACCAUCGAACGAGUCGAAAGAGUUCAAACGCAUCGACGUUCAUCGCGUCGCGGCCCAAGAAACG
This is a messenger RNA of Frieseomelitta varia, 1503 nucleotides long. RefSeq names its product pro-resilin-like. Lineage: Eukaryota; Metazoa; Arthropoda; Insecta; Hymenoptera; Apidae. The record is from RefSeq and is a predicted model, not a curated record. Gene Ontology annotation, biological process: positive regulation of transcription by RNA polymerase II. Gene Ontology annotation, molecular function: transcription coactivator activity. The transcript has 3 exons. Gene Ontology annotation, cellular component: RNA polymerase II transcription regulator complex. The coding region runs from base 241 to 1374 and encodes 377 amino acids.